Trichomonas vaginalis G3 is the source of this 1299-nucleotide messenger RNA. Its product is annotated as protein ubiquitination. The record is from RefSeq and is a predicted model, not a curated record. NCBI's taxonomy places the organism in Eukaryota, Parabasalia, Trichomonadida, Trichomonadidae. The transcript has a single exon. Bases 1 to 1299 code for a protein of 432 amino acids.
AUGUUUGAUACUUCUCCACUUUAUCUUUCUGCUGAUGGGCUUAAGAAAGUUGCAGCACAACAACUAGAGGAAGAUUUUACUUUUAUUGUUGGCAAGAAAAAUUAUACUUGUAAUUCAUAUUUUGCAGAAUUUUUCUCACCUUUGAUAGCAAGAAUGCGUGCGGAAGAUAGCACUAUAAAUACGUUUACUAUAGACAUCCCUGAUCCUGAUGAUUACUUUAAUCUUGUCAUACAAUUAAUGCAAGGAUUUGAAGUUGACGCAAAUGUUCAAGAAUCGAUAUUUUUACGAAAAGUCGGAUCAUUAUUAGAGAAUACAGAAAUGAUGGAAGCAUUUUCAUUUGUAAAUACAACGAGAUUAACUAAUCAAAACGUAGUUUCGACUUUUGAAGAGAAAAUGGAACUUGGAAGGGAUACAAGGAAAGAAAUACAGUAUAUAGCAUCACAUUUUUACUCAUUAAAGAAAGAAUCUCUAUUCGAUUUAAGUUUAGAUACACUUAAGAAGUUAUUUAGUCAUCCUGAUCUCAAAAUUGAAUCAGAAAACUCAUUAUAUUCAUUUAUUACUGAGCUUAUCUCAAAAAGAGGCCCAGAAUUCAAACAAUUAUUAUCAUAUGUCCAAUAUCAAAGCCUUACUAACGAUUUAAUCAGCAAUCUCUCAACAUACGUGAAUCCCCAAGACUUUACAGAGAUCCCUGGCCUCUGGGAAGCCAUAGUUAAAAGAAUUACUUGCCAACAUAAGCCAUUACGCCUCAAACAUCGCUAUAUCCAUCACGACAUUAGUAUUCCUUUCAACGGCGAGCCAUUUAAAGGCAUAUUUACCUAUAUUACCGAGCACGUUACGAAUGGAAAAAAUCCGAUCGAAGAAGGAGUUAUAGAAGUGAGUGUCUCUCGUGAGGAAUGCCAAGUAUCACCUGCCAAUCUCAUCAAAUACUCCAGUCCUGCUUCAAAAUGGUACUUAGUCGAGCAGGAAGAUUCUUGGGUUUGUUUUGACUUCAAAAACGCUCGUGUUGCAAUAAACGCUUACACGAUGUGUUCAGGAACAGACUCUAGUUACUGGGAUUAUCCUGUCAGCUACACGUGGGAAGGCAGCGAAGACAAGAAAGUGUGGGUUGACAUUGAUUCGAAAGAUGAAAACUCUGAAAUGGGAGGAAACGACAAAACUCACACCUGGGUCAUUCCUACCUUGUCUCAGAUGUUUAGAUACGUGAGAUUUAGACUGAGGAAUGUGACAAGAAGAGGCGGAUUGUAUACACCUAUGAUUGAACUGUUUGGUGCUUACGAACCACCUUCAAAACUUAACUAA